This is a messenger RNA of Cladophialophora psammophila CBS 110553, 1569 nucleotides long. RefSeq lists its product as uncharacterized. The coding region runs from base 1 to 1569 and encodes 522 amino acids. The transcript is spliced from 4 exons. Gene Ontology annotation, molecular function: iron ion binding; oxidoreductase activity, acting on paired donors, with incorporation or reduction of molecular oxygen; heme binding. Lineage: Eukaryota; Fungi; Ascomycota; Eurotiomycetes; Chaetothyriales; Herpotrichiellaceae. The record is from RefSeq and is a predicted model, not a curated record.
AUGGCUGGAAAGAUCUUGACCCUCGAACUGGAGCGUGCACUUGUUGGGCGCGAUGAAGGUGUGCCCAAGCUUGGAGCUUUCGUGCUUGCAGCCAUGAUAUCCCUCAUUCUCAUGUAUGGGGUUUGGAGCAACACCUCGAGCUCUGCAUCCCCGGGCAUCCCAACGGUGGGAAAAGAUGAGAAAGCAAAGACCAUAUGGCAGUUGAAGAUGCUCUGGGUCAACCAGGCGAAGAGGCUCAUUUAUGACACGCUGGGCAAGAGCAACAAGCCCUUCCAGCUCAUGGCCAGCACAGGACCUCUGAUAAUCCUGCCAGCCCACUUCAUGGACGAAGUUCGCAACGACGACCGAAUGACUUUCGCCGCGGCCCUGAAGAAAGACUUUUUCUCCAACUACCCGGGAUUCGAAGGGUUUCGUCCCGCGGUCGAAAACCACGUCUUCACGAAAUCUGUCAGGAUUGGCCUGACGCAAGCCAUAGGUCAAGUCACAGAGCUUCUCUCUCAGGAGAUGGCAGGAAUGCUUCGCGGGAUGUGGCCGGUCAAAGACGAAUGGACUAGCACGGAAUUCAAUCAAAAUGCACUGGCGAUCAUCACACGAUUGUCUUCACGUAUCUUCCUGCCUGAGCCUCUGUGCCAUGACCAGGAGUGGCUGGACAUCGCCGUCAAUUACACGGUCGACUUUUUCACCGCCGCCUUUGUCUUGAGGAUGUGGCCCAAGGGUCUGCGACCAUUUGUCCACUGGUUCUUACCUCAAACUCGCAAGAUCCGUAAGGAAGUCGCAGACGCAACCCGUCUCAUUGAACCUGAGCUUGCUCGCCGGCGGAAAGAAAAAGCAGAGGCACUUGCUGCCGGAAAGGAGCCCCCCAGAUACGUGGACGCCUUAGCAUGGAUGCAGGCUGCCGCUGGAGAGCAAGCAGAUCGGUACAACUAUGUCUGGGGCCAACUGAACUAUUCGCUCGGUGCCAUCCACACGACGUCGAUGACCUUUGUGUACGUCGUUUAUGAUCUGAUCGAGCAUUCUGAAUACAUUCCUUUGUUGAGAGAGGAGAUUGCGGCGGUGUGGAAACCAGGCGAUGUUUUGACCAAGAAUGUGCUGUACAAUCUCAAACUGAUGGACAGCUUCAUGAAGGAAAGUCAGAGGCUCAGUCCCGUGACGCUCAUGCCUAUGAACCGGGUUGCCCAAGAAACCGUCACCCUGUCAGACGGGACCGUGAUUCCCAAAGGCGCCGGACUUGGUAUUCCAAUCACAGCAAUGACCGACGAAAAGUACCACAAAGAUCCUCUCACAUUUGACGGCCAUCGGUUCUACAAUCUACGCCAGCAGCCCGGUAAUGAGACAAAGUACCAAUUCGUCACAACAAGUAACGAGCAUAUCGCUUUUGGCCAUGGCAAGCAUGCUUGUCCUGGCCGAUUCUUCGCUUCGAACGAGAUCAAGAUUGCCUUAGUGCAGAUGCUCACCACCUACGACUUCAGAUUCCCUCCGGGGCAAAAUAGGCCAGUGCCUCUAGAGAACGGCGUGAGCAUGGUCCCAGACCCGAGAGGCCAGAUUCAAUACAGGCGCAGGCAGGAUUGA